Molecule: messenger RNA, 6747 nt
Organism: Pieris macdunnoughi
Lineage: Eukaryota; Metazoa; Arthropoda; Insecta; Lepidoptera; Pieridae
Source: the annotation of a GenBank genome assembly
AUGAUAUCUACCACUGCAAGUAGUAAAAUUAAAAACCUCAAGUUAUCUGAGGAUUCCGAGGGUCCUGACCGUGAAGAAAUUACACAUGAAAACACAGCGGAUGAUAAUGUCAGAGGUUAUGUUGGGCUAUAUGAUGCCUCCUCGUCUUUCGGAGGUCCGAGAGAUAUUCGCUUUCGAACCCGAGGUCGAGUGUCUGAAUUUCGCCAUUCUCGUGGCUAUGGUAGAGGGGGGACAAGAGGUCGUGGCGGUUUCCCGCCACGGUGCGAACGUGAUGAAAAUCCCUUUAAAUAUCACGAAUCGUUAGCUUCAACGAAUAAUGAAACUUGGCCUCAAGGGAACAGUAAAUUUUAUGAACGGUCAGACCUGGUUGUAAAUUUACCUGAAGAUCCCCGUAUAUCUAAGCUAUUACGUCGUUUAUGUGCGGAAGUGGAUGUGGAAAAAUCGAUUAUAAUAUGCAGUAAGCUUCAAGAGGCUGUCAUGUUACCAGAAAAUGCUAGAUAUAUUAGAAGAUCUUAUGAUAUAUUAGUUGAGUCACUGUUAGAUGUCCUAUAUGAUGCUCCAGGCAUAGAUACUAAAAAGGGUGCAGCUGCUGUGUUGGGCAGGAUUGGUUAUGUUAUGGGACCAGAUUUUCGGAAACAUCUUGAUUGGAUUGCUUCUACAUACAAUGUACACAACAGUUGUAUCAAGCAUUUUUUAACUCUAUCAUUUUUAGAAACUUAUCAGUUGGACCUGCAAACUCCUAACUUAACAGAACAUGCUGAAAUGGCAUUAGAGAGACUUCAGGUGAUCAUAGAAGGUACUGAUUCUUGUGAUGUUUUUAUGGCAGCAAUUGAUUCAAUGAUUGUAUUGUCAAAUUCCUAUCCAGAAUAUUUUGCAAAUCAUUUUGUUGAUACUGUGGAUAUCCUGGUGGGGUGGCACGUAGACAAUGGCCAACCAAAGAAGAUUAAAGAGUUUGCUCUGCAGUCAUUGUUCAAACUAAGCAGACAUUGGCAAGCAGAUGUUGGAUUUUCAGUCAACUUACUAAAUCAAUUUAUUGAGGACAUGCUUGCAUACUCUGGGAUAGACGAUAGAAGUGAGAAAGAAGAAGAGACUGCUCUUGAAGAAUGCAUGCAAAAAAUUGGAUCAUUCUUCAAUGUUUUCAACACAGUGGUAAAGAGUUUGGGAUCUUUGCUAAGUCCCACUGUGUCUCAUUCAGUAUCUUGGACAUUCAUCUCUGAUGCUUUAACUAAGGUUCUUCGGGUAUUAACCAUAGUCUUAAAACCAGAAGCUGAAACUGAUUUAAUCUUAUCAGGCAAUGAAUGUAUUACACUAUUACUAGGCCUCUUACAGACUAAGUCAUCAGCUUGUGCACCUGCCUUGUUUACUUUAAUAUCAAGUGAAAUGAAAAAUUUUUUGCAUUUGGAAGAGAGUAUCUGCCUCAGUGUAAUUAAUCUUAUAUCAAUCUCCAUUAAGGAAAUUUCAUCAAAUCUACCUAUAGAUUUUAUAUCACAAACUAUUGGCCCAGACUCCCUGUUGAAACCAUUGCGAUUUACACAAAAUAUACAGAUUUUAAGAAACCUCUUGACAAUUUAUAGCUAUCUACUUAACCUCAAGAACAUUCCACUUCUUCAAGAAGCUUAUAAAUAUGUUUUGACAGAUAUCCAAAAUUCAAUUUCAGUUAUAAUUCCAGAGUUACAAAUAGUGAAUGUUGAGUACUCUGAAUUAUUGAAUAAGGAUGACGCUGAAAGGAACAUCGUAUUUUAUCUUCAGUGUUUAUCAGAUUUGGCAAAUGCAAGUAAUUCGAUUAUUGGAAUGUGGGCCUUACAACCUAGUAUUUUAGAGUUACUGGCAAUAAAGAUGUGUCCUCACAAUAUAACACUAACAAAAGACAGACCAGCCCUGCAGUACUCUAUACUUUAUUUGCUAUAUUCACAUUGCAAAAAAAAUAACCAUUUCAUAGCUUCCAGUGAUCUUGUGACAAACACUCACCAAAGAACUAAUGAUUUAUUUGGGCUGUCAAAGCUAAGUUUGGGUGACGUUUCUAGUACCAGCCCAACUUGUGGUCAUUUAGGCAUAAUUCUACACACUUUAAGUAUUGUUCUAGAUGAACAGGUUCACAAAGAAACUUUGCUACUUAUUGUUAAUUGGAUUUCAGAUAUUUUUUGUCAAUUAGACAAAUAUUUACCAAUAGUCAGCUUAUCUAAAGAAUUCCUCAUUUUGACAAAAAAUAUGUUAAACUUGGCUUAUAGUUUUGACAAUGACCUGGUACUUCAAAUUAUCAAAAAUUGCCUUUACUUACUUAGAAAUGGGAGCCUGACCUGGAAUGUUAUACCUUUGAAAACAUUGACGAUGAUCUGUAUACUUCACCUUGACAAUAGAAAUAAAGUUGUUUCAAAACUUUGUAAGGAUGUGCUGUUUCAGCUUCCAUGGGAUAUAGUGCAACAAGAAUUAGACAAACAAAUUGUGAAAUUAUAUACAUCUCGCAAGGAAGGCUUUUCUGUCAUUAACUGUAAUACCAAAUUUAACUCUUUCAGGGAGUUUCUUAUGAAAGGAUCAUUUUCAACACUACCUAACCAUCACUUUAAAUUGAUAAUUGAUUGCCUGGUGGCAGUCAGAGAUAAUGAUAAACAAUUUUUGUUUGAAAUUUUUAACUUAUCAUGGCCUUUGCACUCUUGUGAAAAUGAGGAAACAAAUCUUUUAUUUUUUCGACAAAGUGCCACAAAUUUCUCAGGUAUAUGUAUCAGUUGGGCUCUGUCUGAAGCUGCACACACUUGUAUUUCUCUUAAACUCCGAACAGUUUUAGGAAAACCCCAAGAGACAUUUACAAAAAUUGAAAGUGCAUUAAAAGGAGUUGCAAGGGAAAUAUCUUCCCAAGAAGACAAAUAUGUUGCCGGAGCUGAGUCCAUAUUAAAUUUGGUUCUUGUAGAGCUAACUAGAGCACGGUGGUUUAUCGAGUUUAUGAUGUUUUUAGAAAAAUAUACAUAUAAUGCAGCUGAAGGCACGGCAUCUGUAUUACCCGCAGUUGCAAAGCCCGUAAAAACAUUUUUUCAUACUAAUUGGCCGACCUGCCGAGAAUGGCAGAACCGAGUUAGACCAGCAGCUUUGGCAGUAAGCUUAUAUGCAGGGCAUUAUGGAGCUACCAUUUACCACGCUUCUCUGUUACUUGAAAAUGCCAUAAACAAAUCUAAUAUUGAUAUUGAAGCAAUUGUAAUCAGCUUAGCACAAGCACUCAUAAAGUUACAAGAGCCUGAGGUAUUGCACGGGCUAUAUGUAUGGAUAAAAACAACUUUUGAUAUAAAACUAUCAUGGCUUCGAGCUGCAGCUGAACAAGCCAAUGGUAGGUAUGAAAUGGCUAUCGAAUACUACAACAAGUUUAAUGACCUUAAAAAAAUUGAUGGUGAUUUCUCAAUUUCAAGUGACACUAGGUUGAGAAAAUUUAUUACUGAGAACAUUAUAGAUAGCUACAAAAAUUUACAAAACUGGGAAGAACUGACUGAAUGGUUGAAAACCGUUGAUAAAAAUAAUGAAAUGGACAGUGAUAAAUACAAUAUAUUGAGAUUGUUCGAAGAAAAUAUUGAAGGUAAUCUUUGUGACUGGAAUAAUUUGGAUCUUGAAAUUAAGGAAAUACCUAAACAUGCUUGCUCAUAUCAGGAUUUAGUUAGCAAAUUAGAUUCCGAUCUGACUACAAUGGCUAUAAAUAUAUUCCAUGAUGACUAUAAUGACUUCUACGAUACAUUAUUAAAUGAGCGUGAAAACUUACUUAAUUCAAGUACAGAUGAAUUUGCAAGAAAUAAUUCAAUUAAUUUCUUAAAGGAAAUAGCUGUUAUUCAAUUAGCUAACCAUGGGCUUCAAAGUUUAAAAUCUGGAAAAACUGUAGUGAAUCCAUUUAAACCGUCAAUCAUCAAAGAAUGCAGAUAUGGAACUGAAAUGAAAAAUCUCACUAAAGUUUUGUGGUGGAACCAAUAUUUUAUGAAGUUAAAUAUGAGCGAAGAAAACAUAUUUUACAAUGAAUGUCUAAGAUUAGAUGUUGUAAAAAGUGCAAGAAAGAAUGUUAAUUUAAAAAUGGCGAAGCAAGAAUUGUUAAAGCAUUUUAGAAAUAAUGUCUCAUUUCAACUUUCCUUUAACAUACACAACUUGGAAGAUUUAUCAGAAAUACUCGUAAUGUCGCAUAAUAUUUACGAGAUUGAUAUUUGGACUUUAAAUAAUGCCACUGCUCUCACUGAAUUGUGCAAAGUUACAUACGCUAAAGAAGAAUCUAAAUUAGCUGCCAUUAAUUUAUGUGCUAGUAUUGCUCUAAGUUUUUCUCAGCGAUUAGCAAUAGGCGAACACAGUUACGAGCUUCGAGAGAAAGCUACAAGAAUGUUGUUGACAUUAUCAAAAUGGGUUCAAAAUGAAAACGAUAAUGUUUUAGAAAAUGAUUCACCGUUAACCAAAUUGGUUUCGGCUCUUCCAGAAAUUGGCUUGGUUGAUAACAACAUAUCAGAAAAUGUAAUACCCAUUUCAGACUCGGCGGUAGGAAAGCUGUUGCAGUUUGGUGUUAAUCAAUGUCCUGGGUUGGCAAAAGCUUGGGCAAAUUUUGCCGCAUGGUGUUUCAGAUGGGGUCGGAAGAUGGUUGAAUUUAGCUCAAAAACCGGAGAACAAUUAACGGACAAUGAUAAAUUACAAAUUGAAAGCGUAAUGAUUGGUUGCUCGCCGCAAGAUUUUGAGGCUGUUUGUGAAAUAUUAUCUAAAACGAAAGCUACUUGUGAUGAAGACGACAUUGAUUGGAACGAAAUAAAUACUUCAGAGAUGAUUGAAAAUCAGUUGCGCACUGUACCAUCUUUAAAUAAUGCAUUCCCGGAACAUUUGGCUCUUCUGGUGGAUAUUUGGCGACAAGCACAAAAAAGAGUGUUUUCCUACUUUGAACUUUCAGCCGAUGCUUAUUUCAAAUUUUUGCAACUGAUUUGUGCCUCAGACUAUAUUAACCACAGUGGAGAAAAUGCUGUAGUCAAUGCUACACUUAGAUUACUUCGGCUGAUAGUAAAACAUGCUAUGGAGCUGCAGAGUGUUCUCGAGUCUGGUCUUGCAAAUACCCCUACACAGCCCUGGAAGGUCAUUAUUCCCCAAUUGUUUUCCCGUCUAAAUCAUCCUGAAACCUACGUUAGAAAAUGUGUGUCGGAUUUGCUUUGUCGCCUUGCGGAAGAUACUCCACAUCUCAUUACAUUUCCAGCUGUCGUGGGAGCUGUUGAAAAUGAACAAAACAGCAUAACAGAACUACACGUUCCCCGAUCUUAUCUUUCAAAUGACGAUGUUGAGAGUGACGAGGAUAAUCUGGAUAUGGAGGACAAUGCCAGCGACAAGACAUCUAACAAUGAGUUGAACUCUUGUUUCUUGGACAUGGAACAGACGCUUGCGAAACAAGCGCCCACUACUAUACUUCAGGUUAAAUUGUUAGUGAAAGAGCUGCAACGAAUCAACUUACUUUGGGAUGAAUUAUGCUUAGGUACACUGGUACAACACCACUCCGAAUUCAAUAAACGCCUUUCUCAAUUAGAAAACGAAAUAGUCAAAGUACAAAACAACGCUAACUUAGUAGCUGAAGAAAAGGAAAAGCUUAUUCAGGAAAAGCAUCGUAUUAUUUUUGAACCGAUCGUUUUUGUGCUAGAACAACUUCAUCAGAUAACUUCGGUUAAACCAGAGACGCCACACGAGAUAUCUUUUCAAACCAAAUUUCAAGCAACAAUCGUUGAAGUUAUUGAUAAAGUAAAGAAUCCAUCGAAUCCGGAAAAACCGCAAGAAUCAUGGGCACCAUUAAAGCAAUUUCAAUUAAAGUUGCAACAAAAAGUCAACAGAAGAACUUCAUACUUCUUAAAAAUGUCGGAUAUAAGCCCUGUUCUAUCGGAACUGAAGGAUACCGUAAUUACGAUGCCUGGCUUACAUACAAAUCAAAGAACAGUGAGAAUAACUAUCAAAUGCAUUGAAAACAAUGUCGCUAUUUUACCCACCAAAACUAGGCCAAAGAAAUUGGUUUUCUACGGAUCCGACGGAAAAGCAUAUACAUACUUAUUCAAAGGACUCGAAGAUCUUCAUUUAGACGAAAGAAUCAUGCAACUAUUGUCUAUUACUAAUACGAUGUUGGCACGUGACUGCGAAGACAACAACAACCAAACGUACAGAGCCCGUCACUACUCUGUGAUACCGCUCGGACCGCGCUCGGGCUUGAUCAGUUGGGUGGACAACGUCACCCCACUCUUUGCACUCUAUAAGCGCUGGCAGAACAGAGAAGCCGCCCUGCUGACGUCUAAAACUAACAAGACCGCGAACGUGUUAAGGCCGUCGGAAUUGUUUUACAAAAAACUCAAUCCGCUUUUGAAAGAGGCUGGAAUAUCCCCGGAGAAUAGGAAGGAAUGGCCCACGUCUACUUUGAAGCAAGUGUUGGACGCUCUCUCUGCAGAGACUCCUCGUGACCUUCUCUGGAGGGAGCUGUGGUGCGGGAGCGUCUCGCCCGACCAGUGGUGGCACAUGACUCGUCGCUACUCCCACUCCAUGGCUGUGAUGAGCACCAUCGGUUAUAUCAUUGGCUUAGGCGACCGUCAUUUGGAUAACGUGUUAGUGGACCUGACGACGGGUGAAGUGGUGCACAUCGACUACAACGUGUGUUUCGAGAAGGGCAAAUCGCUGCGCGUGCCCGAGAGGGUGCCCUUCCGCAUGACGCCCAACCUGCGAGCGGCUCUCGGCGUCACCGGCCUCGAGGUGAGCUCUCCCCACCCGCUAGCCCCGCCCAAUUAA